AUGUGGCUCUUGUUUUCUAUUAUAGGAUUCUGUACAUUUUCUUACGGCAACACUCAACAGCAAAUUCCACCUGCUCCUCAAAAUCAGUGUGUGCGGGAAGUCGAACAACUCAGUGCUUCCUGUUUUCAGAGGUCUGGGCUUCCAAUGAGGACUAUUGACGCUGUGUUGACAAAUGGGACUAUAGCACCAUUACCCGCUAAUGCAAAUAUAAUGGAUCUUCGGAAAACGUUAUGUGGCAUAAGAGCCCAGAUAAUACAAUGCGUAGUUCCACCGACUUUAAACAUGCGCGGGAAGCCCCCGUGUACAAACAGUGCAGAAUUCAACUUCGCAGAAAACCAAGUUGUGAGACGAUUAACCGCUCUACAAAAUGCUUGUGGUGCAGGUGUCAUGCCCCAAGCCAACUCUUGUAUGCGCACACUUGACAGAAACAUGCAGCAAUGCUAUACAACAGCUGGGCUUAGUCCCAACAUGUUUGGUUCCAACGAUACAGAAAUCAAAGGAGCCAUCAUCGGGAAGGACAAAGAAUCGGCCGCUAGAUUUUGUGGGGUAAAAAGCACGCUGUUUUCGUGUAUGCGUAAAGUGAUUGACAGUUGUGAAGGAGCCAAUGAGUACAUGUUGCUGACAGGUUAUGACCACGCCUCUAUGGAGGCAAGCAUAGAUCUCCUCUGUGAAGAUAUUGACGUGUACGUAGAAGGACUGGUUUGCUUCCAAAGGCCCAGUGAUGCUGUACAGAAAUGUCUGGACUCCAUGUCGGCCAAUAUGGUAGACUUGGCCGCCAGGCAGAUCCAGCAAAAUCUCGAUAUGAAAGGAUUCUUCUCUGAGUAUUGCAAAAUCCGUGUCGAUCACUUGGGUUGUGACAUGGCAGCUUGGAAACAGUCUUGUAGCAAAGCUGGAGUGGGAUUGAAGAACGAAUUUGAAUGCACUAUGCUCCCUUCAACAUGUCAGAAAGACAAUACUUUACAAGCAGUGCUCAAAGACAAUGUUUGCAAUUCCACGACUUUCUAUAAAGAGUCUCGCCAACACGUAUCAAGAAAAGGCUCUGCGUCCAGCUUUAGACUGUCUGCAGUGCUAGGCUGCUUAGUGAUCUUCUUGCCUAUCAUUUUCGCUUUGUAAACUGACCAGUAGGGAAGGAAAAAUGGCAUAAUGAUUGAGUGCUUUACUGUAUAUAAUUUCCCGAUGUUUCAAGUACAUUUGAGAGAUUUGAUUUUGUAUAUAAAACCGAUAAUGAUUAAUUUUAAAGGAAUUUAAAACUGUGUUGCUAUUAUGAUGAAUUUUGGAUAGGGAUAUGUUUUGAUGCCUUGGGGGAACCCAGGCAAUAUACAGCUAAUACCAAAUAGAUUUUUUUUUAAAAACUCAUAGAAAGUCUUUUGAAAGAGUUUUGUAACUUGCCUUUUAUAUUUUUAGAUAAUAAAAUUGAAUGGUACUUUAA
Ostrea edulis (European flat oyster) is the source of this 1429-nucleotide messenger RNA. RefSeq lists its product as uncharacterized. The transcript is spliced from 7 exons. Lineage: Eukaryota; Metazoa; Mollusca; Bivalvia; Ostreida; Ostreidae. The record is from RefSeq and is a predicted model, not a curated record. The coding region runs from base 1 to 1113 and encodes 370 amino acids.